Messenger RNA from Bradysia coprophila, 1539 nucleotides. RefSeq names its product Spindle assembly abnormal 6 (gene Sas-6). The record is from RefSeq and is a predicted model, not a curated record. Lineage: Eukaryota; Metazoa; Arthropoda; Insecta; Diptera; Sciaridae. Gene Ontology annotation, cellular component: centrosome; centriole. Gene Ontology annotation, biological process: centriole replication.
ACAAUACCAAACAUUCUUUUAGAAAAUACAAACCGGUCAAUGACAACGAACGAUUUUAUUAAAUAAUCGAAUUUACACGGAAAACGGUCACAGAUUCUUCAAUAAUGUCGGAUUCGUUGUUUGUUGACCCACAAUAUCGUAAGGCCAUUGGUACCAUAUAUCCCACCAACGUGUUUUCGAUAAACAUUGACCACUUUGGCAUCAAGUCACGAAAAAUGUACAAUGUAACUGUCGACCGAAUUUUGAGCAGACACUUACUGCAAAUUCGUAUAUCUGAUCCGAAUGAUCAAUCCAAGAUUUUCAUUUGUACAAUUGACAUGCCACUGUUUGAACAUUUAAAAGUGGAGCAAUCGUUACAUGUUUCAUUCGACGAAUUCGUUACGCAUCUAUCGAAAAUAUUGGAUGCCUGCAAGAAGGAAGAACUGAACUUGGCCAUUUCCCGAGAUCAUAAUCAGCACAACCUUCAGUUCUACGAGGAACGAUCGCUACGCAAUUUAGUCUUUCUGUACCUUCCCAUUCAGGACGCACCGCAAAGCGUCAUAAUGUUUCACAUCAAUCAAUCGAUAGACAAAUUCCAGCAACAAAACGAAUCUCUAUUGGAGCAGGUCGAUCGUUUAGAAAAUGCAUUGCAUCAUCGGGAUCAGCAAAUAGCCAAAUUGGAAGCGAACGCUGUCAGACAGGAAGAGAAUCUGAAAAAAAUGCACGAGGAAUCAAAGAUGAAGAUGGAAUCCAAAGAUGCGGUUGUGGCCAAAUUGAACGCGUCGAUUCAAGCAUUGCAGGCAAAUAAUGAAUUCAUGAGAGUGGAAACAGUUCAGAUGACUGAGAGAUUUAACAAAGAAAUCGAAAGGAAUAAAGAACUUGACGAAGAAGUGUACCGUCUGAAGGAUGUCAUAAAGGACCUGAAGAAGUCCUUAAACGAACAGUACGACAAAUUGCAGAACAAUGAGUUAAUGGCCAAAAACAGCGAUCGAAAGCACGACCACAUGCUGAAUGAAGCGCGUAAACGGACUCAAUCUCUUGAAGAAAAACUGCAACAUUUUGAGAAACAGAUCAGUGAACUGACGGUCGAAUUGGAAGCCGAACGAAAAAAUCGACAAACCAAACAAAAUGCCCUGCAAUUGACCACCGAGGAAAUUUCACGUGCCAACAGCAUCAUUGCCAUUCAAGUGAAAGAGUUGAAUCAGCUGAAGAAGAAAGUGGAAAUGCGUACGGACAUUGCAUUGCAGCAGGAAAAGGCGGUCAAGAUGCUGGAACAAGAAAAUGAAUCGCUGCGAAACAAACUCAAGGAUGUUUUCAUGAAUGCCGACAAUCAGAAAGACGUUUCGAAACGGCUUGAAGAGCUGCGUGUUGGUACGGACGAAUUGGAACAGAAAUACAGUAAAAAAAUCGCUGAACUCAACAAUCGCUUGGUGCAGGUGACCUGCGACAGUAACUUGAGUAAGACGUCAUCACGCUACUAAGACCGAAUCGAGAAUCAAAUCGAUGGCUGAAUAUUCAGUGAAUAAUGAUCUGUGAUAAAAUAAAGAUCUCGAAUUUCGA